GUAUUAUGACUUGAAAUUUUCCCGACUUACUACCUCUCCUAACCCCCCCCCCCCCCUCUCCCCCCCAAACACCGUCAUCGCCGCCGUUUCUGUCAUUCUUUCCCCGAUUUUUGUUUGCCGUGCGUGCUCCUCGACGGCCUACCAUUCCUUUCUUCUCUCUUUCACAUUCGACACCCCCGGGUAUUUCUGAACGGCAUUUUUUUCUCCGAAUCAACAACCGCCGCGAGCCCCUCUGACUUGGGUUGGCCAUCGUCUCUCGGCGAAGUUGCCUCUUCGACCAUGUCCGAACGAGUUUUUGGCGUCACGCCACCCAUCUCGACAGCACUCCCGACCGAGGCUGAAAAACGAUCGAAUGAGGCGCUAUUUAGGGAACUAAAGUCGCAGGGCACGUUUGAGACGCCGGCCGGCGUCGAGAAGAGACAGCGUAUCCUCAGGUCCCUCGAGGAGAUCACUAACGAGUUUGUCAGAAGGGCAGCGCGCGAAAAGGAGCCGAAAAAUUCAAUCCUCAUCCGCGAUGCUCAUGGCAGGGUCUUCACAUAUGGUAGCUAUCGUCUGGGAGUGUACGGGCCUGGGACCGAUAUCGACACCCUUGUUGUUGCUCCGAAAUACGUCACGGUCGAUCAGUAUUUCGCCAUAUUUCCGGGUCUGCUUGUCGAGAUGGCUCCUCCAGGCGCCAUUACCGACUUGACCCCAGUACCCGAGGCAUUUGUGCCAAUUAUCAAGUUUGAGUACUCUGGUAUCAGCAUCGACCUCAUAUUUUGCUCCAUCCAGACGCUCAAACAGCUGCCAACCGAGAAGGAUUGGACUUUGCAGGACAACAGUCUCCUGCGCGGCCUAAGCGAGAACGAAGUGCGGUCGCUCAACGGCACCAGGGUCACGGACGAAAUUCUUAACCUAGUUCCUGAACCAGCCACGUUCAAGUUGGCUCUCCGAGCCAUAAAGCUUUGGGCGCAGCGGAAAGCCAUCUACGCCAACAUCAUGGGAUACCCGGGAGGAGUCGCGUGGGCCAUGCUCGUGGCCAGGGUCUGCCAGCUAUACCCAAAGGCCACCAGUGCGUUAAUCGUGAACAAGUUCUUCAACAUCAUGUUCAAGUGGCCGUGGCCGCUUCCUGUUCUCUUGAAGGACAUUGAGUACGGCCUCUCAGUCACCCGUAUGGCGGUGUGGAAUCCAAAGCUCUAUCAGUGGGACAGAAACCACAGGAUGCCGAUCAUCACGCCUGCCUACCCGUCCAUGUGUGCAACCCACAAUAUUGGCAAGUCGUCCAUGGCUGUGAUCCAGCAAGAGUUGUCCCGGGGGGUUCAAGUCACAGAGGAGAUAAUGGUUGGGAGAAGACCCUGGAAGGAUCUCUUCUCGAAGCAUUCUUUCUUUACGACAGGGUUUAGGUAUUACCUGACGGUCAUCUCGUCGAGCAGGACCAAGGAGGCUCAGAAUGCUUGGUCAGGAUAUGUUGAGUCGAGAGUGCGAAUGCUUGUACAGAAGCUCGAGAUGCACCCAUCCAUCGGCCUUGCCCGGCCAUUCAACAAAGGUUACGACAGAGUGCAUAUGUGCAAGAACGACAGCGAAAUCGAAGAGGUGCAAAUCGGCAGUCUCAAAUAUUUAGCCAAGCCGACCGACGAGGCAGGGACCGAGGACACCAAGGCCGAAGUUAAACCCGAAACUAAACCCGAAAUCAAGACCGAGGACGGCACCUCGCCGCCUGUCAAGAUGGAGGGCGUGGAAAAGAUGGAAAAUGGCGUUGGAGUGAAGAGGGAGCAAGAUGAGGCCCCGGUGAAACUUGAGGACCUGCCUAAGCAUGCCCCCGAAGUAAAGAUUUUUACCACUAACCAUUACAUCGGCUUACAGCUAGCGGAAGGGGCGAAAUCUCUAGAUCUGUCGAGGGAGGUCAAUGACUUCAAGGCCAUGUGCACAUCCAACGAGGCAUUUGACAAGAAUCUGAACUUUCUGACAAUUCAGCAUGUCAAGAAUGUAGACCUGCCCGACGAUGUGUUCGAGCCCAGCGAAGUCAAGCCAUCCAAACCCAUUAAGAAGAAGCGAAUGGCAGAGGAGGAGCCCCCGAAGCCGGCGGCGAAGCGCCAGCAGACGGCAACGGCCGCAGGCUAGUAGCGGGCAGAGGGAACUACGUCUGCUAUAUAUUCCCCCCUGGGCUUCUUUCUCAACUGUGUAACUACAUAGAGUUGUUAGAGUAAUGAAAAUUAAAUUCUGUGGCGUAA
Messenger RNA from Lasiosphaeria miniovina, 2210 nucleotides. RefSeq names its product Poly(A) polymerase central domain-containing protein. The coding region runs from base 280 to 2100 and encodes 606 amino acids. The transcript is spliced from 2 exons. NCBI's taxonomy places the organism in Eukaryota, Fungi, Ascomycota, Sordariomycetes, Sordariales, Lasiosphaeriaceae. The record is from RefSeq and is a predicted model, not a curated record. Gene Ontology annotation, molecular function: poly(A) RNA polymerase activity; RNA binding. Gene Ontology annotation, cellular component: nucleus.